Bipolaris zeicola 26-R-13 is the source of this 1167-nucleotide messenger RNA. RefSeq lists its product as uncharacterized. NCBI's taxonomy places the organism in Eukaryota, Fungi, Ascomycota, Dothideomycetes, Pleosporales, Pleosporaceae. The transcript has 5 exons. Bases 1 to 1167 code for a protein of 388 amino acids. The record is from RefSeq and is a predicted model, not a curated record.
AUGCUUACGCAGCAGAUGGCGCUGAUCGCCGAACGCCAUGGAUAUCAGACAAACGUGGAGAAGAAAAACUCCUAUCGAUUAGAUAGCUGGCUGGCGUGGCGCAUCCUCACUGACCGGCGCCAUGGUGCAGCGCGUAAAUACGGCUCUGGCUCGGUAUGCGUGCCGGCGUGGUUGACAGGUUCUCCGUGUCUUAUCUUGUUUCACACGCAUUCGGUCCUUGGGGAAGCGGUCCUAGGCUCGACUGGCUGCGUCUUGCUCAAAAGGCCAAGAGGCGGUGCAUUCAGCCCGUCGCGGAACUCGCACUAUGACGCGUGCAGCCCGGCCCAGACUGGGGACGUGGACCACGAAAAUUCUCUGCUCUCCAUCCGGCUCCGCAGUCGAGUGUUGAUUCAUCUGCCGCCCAAUGGGCUUGCUCGUGGGGUUGCAAGGGCGUCUAGCAUCCGCCGACAGCGAGGAAACAAAAGCGAUAAGAAACCGGAUGGGGGAAAAAUGCAAAAGAUGUUGACCUCUGCAGGCGAAUGGCGAAUGGCGACGACGGCUGGUUGCAGCUGGAUGGUGGCUUGGCAUGUCCAGGCCAGGUACCGUGUGCCUGCCGCGCCAGGUACCCGGACACCCGUUCACGCAUCCUGCGCCCCCAACGGCUGCAACAAGGCCAUCAUUCAGGUCUGCGUGGCUCUUCACCCAGACCCUCUCGACCACCAAGCCAGAAUUCCAAUUUGCCUUGCAUACUCCAAGUCCGGCUCACGACGCUACACCACCGGGCGCUGUAAUCCCUACAUCAUCACCUGGGCACCUCUAGUCCUGCUGCUAGUACCGUGUAGCUCCAGGGCAUACACAGGGCAUGCAGCUAGGCUAGCACAAAUCGGGCGAUAUAAACCCUCGCCCGUAAACUGCCCGACAUUUCCACUCAUUGAGUUUGCCGGGAAGAAGGGAUCCGUUUUCCCAAGGGAAGAGACCCUGAAUGCCAUCAAGAAGAAAAAUAUUUCGCCCUACAAUGCUGUCUCCACUGUCCACGUUGAAGCGCUGAAAGCACUACUGCACCGCGAAAACGCUUCCGCUGCCGCCGUCGCCGGACUUGGACAAAGUUUUUUCUCUGCCCUCAACGUUUCACGUAAUUCGUGGGUGCUGCCUAAGGUGGAGGGGCUCACUGAGUAUUGGGUGGGCUGA